This is a messenger RNA of Paramuricea clavata, 1357 nucleotides long. NCBI's taxonomy places the organism in Eukaryota, Metazoa, Cnidaria, Anthozoa, Malacalcyonacea, Plexauridae. The record is from the annotation of a GenBank genome assembly.
UAUCUGAGCGGAAGAGUAUUGGUGUACCAUCUGACCACAAAGCACUAACCUUUGACUUGAACUUCACUGCACGCAUCCCUAAUGAUAAUAGGCAGGAAACAUUCGACCUUAAAAAGGCUGACUUUGAAGGACUACGAACUGCGUUAAGGAACGACCCGCUCGAGAACUAUUUAGAUACGGAUAAUGACGUUGAACAGAACGGGACUUCAUGGAAAACACAACUCUUCUCCAAGCUGAAGCCUUCAUACCGAAGCGCAAGCCUCGUAAGUUCAUAAUACCGCCAUGGAUUGAUGGAGAGGUAACCCAUGCAAUACGGCAAAAGACUACUCGCUUUGAAAAAGAGGAAAAGAAAAGAACAACCCGGCUACUUGAGAGAGAUUCCGUGAAAAACGUAAGAAGGUAAAAUACCUAAUAAAAUUUAAACGUAUUGCCUUCCUUAAGAACAUUUCAGACUCAUGCUUUUCUCAUCCUAAUUGCUUCUGGAGUUACUUCAACCGGUUGACGAGACGUUCCAACAUUCCCGAAACUGUCGAACUUAACGGACGUUCUCACUCGGAUGCGAGGUCGAAAGCCAACGCGUUUAACAAGUAUUUCACCACCGUUUUCAACUCUGAUACAUCAAUACCCAGGAACCUUUCCUCCUCUCCAUACACGCACGAUAUCGUAUCGACCCUCGAAUUAUCCCACGAAUAAGUAUUGUCCUCUCUACAAAAUCUCAACUCGAGCAAAACAUAUGAACCGGACAAUCUUCAUCCGAGAAUUCUGAAAGAAUGUGCAAACGAACUAGCACCCUCCUUAUGCUUAAUAUUCAACAAGUCAUUGGGUAAGCUAUAUUAUUAUUAUCAUUAUUAUUUCGUGUGGGUAAGCUUCCAUGUGAUUGGAAACAGGGGAACAUAACACCAGUGUUUAAAAAAGGAUCUAAAGCUUUGGUGCCCAAUUAUUGUAAAAUUUCCCUUCUAUCUAUUGUCAGCAAAUUGUGUGAACGUUGCGUCCUCAGGAACUUACUAUCGAAGCUCAGUCACCUUCUAACAUCUGCACAGCAUGGCUUUCAAAAUGGCUUUGUUCGAGGAAGAUCUUGUAUUACGCAGUUGUUGUCAGUUCUUCACGACUUGGGAACCUCGCAUCACUUUUUGGCUUAGAGGAUCCAUUGAAAACGAAUCUUAUUAAGCUAAACGAACGCAUUCACGAAGUUCAAGCAAGCGGCGAGUUCGGAGACAAGGUUAUGGAGAAGCACAAAUAUCUGUUCGAUGACAACCUUGGGGAAUUACCGGUCGUUUACUCCAUGAAAGUUGACCGCAACGUAACACCCGUGAUCAACCCACCACGCAAAAUACCAAUCGCAAUGGGAAAAAUGUGA